This is a messenger RNA of Phaeoacremonium minimum UCRPA7, 1884 nucleotides long. RefSeq names its product putative dna repair protein. The record is from RefSeq and is a predicted model, not a curated record. The coding region runs from base 1 to 1884 and encodes 627 amino acids. Gene Ontology annotation, cellular component: SCF ubiquitin ligase complex. The transcript is spliced from 4 exons. Gene Ontology annotation, biological process: SCF-dependent proteasomal ubiquitin-dependent protein catabolic process. Lineage: Eukaryota; Fungi; Ascomycota; Sordariomycetes; Togniniales; Togniniaceae.
AUGAGGCAUUCAAUUGGAGUUUGCAGAAAAGAGGACAAGAUGAGUGGCCGCAAUCAGAACAACCGACCCGCCCGGUCUAUAAGGGGACCGCAAUCGGCUCUGACAGAUUUCCUUGCCUCCCACAACAUCUCCGCCAAUCAGAUCCAGCUUGAUCACCAGCGUCGACGAAAUCAAGCUCAGACAGCCCAGGACCCAAACAAUACCCAGCAAGAUGGCGGAGACCCCAGCGCCGCAGUCACUGCAGCGGCCAGUCCAGCUGAGGCUGCUGUCGAGACCACAGCCGAUCGCAAAGCUCGAGAGAAGGAAGAGAAACGCAAGAAAGACCAACAGAAGGCUCUGGAGAAGAUCAAGGCAUCCAAGAAGUUCCAGAAGCGCAAAAAGCUGCUGGAUAACUCCGACGAGGAAGAGGAACUCGCUCGCCAGUGGUUGGGCACUAUCAAUACCCCUGCCCCCGGUCAGAUGGAGAACUGUGCAAUCUGUGGAAAGCGUUUCACAGUAACUCCCUACUCUCGAGCCGCGCCCCAGGGAGGGCUGCUGUGCAAUCCUUGCGGUAAAGAUCUCGACAAGGACGAUGGCGGCAGCGCCAAGAAGAAGAAGAAGACGACUGCUGGUGGUCCGGUUGGCAGACGCCGAAAGAUGCAGAGUAACAUUCUCGAUGGCACAUACCACAUUGGUGCGAGAAGCUUGAUGAAUUUAUGCAUCGACACCCUUGCCAAGAACAUCGCCCUUGCUGAGGACUUGGGCGAUCUUCCUGCUCCACUGGUUGACAGAAUUGCCAGAAUUCUGUCCAAGCGUCGUCUCCUAGACCCCAACACCCUGGAGCUUUUCCUGCAGCCCAAAGCAGAGGACGUGCAUAUCUACGAUGGUGCCAAGCUCAGCUCAGAGAACAUCAUGCGCAUCUUCCAAGUUGUGCCUAAAAUCAAGAAUCUCAAGAUUCGGAAUGCCAUCCAAUUCAAGGAUGAAGUCAUGGAUUACGUUAUCUCUCGUGAUAACAUCAAUUUGGAGGGUUUCUAUCUACAUGGUGCCAAUCUUGUGAGCGAGACUCACUUCAUCAAGUAUCUCAAAGCAAAAGGACAGUCUCUGCGAAGCUUCAAGAUCUACUACACCGACAAACAUUUUGGUAACGAGGCUGUUACUGCACUCAAGGAACACGCUCCUGCUCUGAAUCGCCUGAAGAUUUGCCACAACCAAGAAGUCAGCGGCGAUGGAGUGCGAGAGAUCGCAGAACUCAAACAACUGCAGCAUUUAAGCCUUGAUCUCCACAAAUCAGUCCACUCGGACGUCUAUGUCCAUGUCUUGAAGAAUAUCGGUGCAGGUCUCAAGACUUUGUCUCUGAAGAUGGUCCCUGAGAUCGACAACACGGUACUGGAUGCCAUCCACGCCAAUUGUCGUUCACUCGAGAAGCUGCGCAUCACAGACAGCGAGGUCAUGACUGAUGAAGGCUUCGCGCGACUCUUCAAUGACUGGGAGAAUCCAGGCUUGAUCACUCUCGAUCUUCAGAAAUGCCGCCAGCUGGAUUCCGCCCAUCCUCGAGCCAAUCCUGAUAACCUUGGACUUUGUUCUAACGGCUUCCGUGCAUUGAUGGAACAUUCAGGAAGGACCCUACGCCACCUCAACAUUCAUGCGUGUCGACAUAUCUCUCGUGAAGCCUUUGAGGAGGUCUUCAGUGCUCAGAGUGUCUAUCCUGACCUUCGGGAUCUUGAGAUCAGCUUCUGUGAAGAAGUCACCGACUUCAUCGUUGGUAGCAUCUUCCGCAGCUGUCCCUAUCUCCGCGAAAUGAAUGUCUUUGGGUGCAUGAAGGUGAAGGAUGUCAGAGUGCCUCGAGGCAAGAUCUUGGUUGGCGUGCCCAAUGCUGUGGGCAUGCAGAUUGACGGUGAUGCUUGA